GCCACUCCGGCAGCCCUCGUCGACGGCCAAGGUGUGUCUGGUGUGCGGCGACGAGGCGUCGGGCUGCCACUACGGCGUGGUGACGUGCGGCAGCUGCAAGGUCUUCUUUAAAAGAGCCGUGGAAGGUCAGCACAACUAUCUCUGCGCCGGCAGGAACGACUGCAUUAUCGACAAGAUCCGAAGGAAAAACUGCCCGGCGUGCCGCGUACGCAAGUGCCUUCAGGCCGGGAUGAACCUCGGAGCUCGCAAGUCCAAGAAGUUGGUGAAGUUAAAGGGCGUCAGCGAGGACUCGCAGGGCGCCAAGGAGGCUCAAACGGGCGGCGUGGGAGGCGACUUCCUGCCCUCGGAGAAGGAGCUGAACGCGUCGGCCAGCACCACCUUGGUGCCUCACGGCGCCGGGGUGGUCACACCUUUCCUGCCGCCCUCCAUCUGCAGCGUGCUGGAGCUCAUCGAGCCCGAAGAGGUGUACUCGGGCUUCGACAACACGCAGCCCGACACCACGGACCACCUGCUGUCCAGCCUCAACUGCCUGGCCGGGAAGCAGAUGGUCCGCCUGGUCAAGUGGGCCAAAGUACUUCCAGGUUUCCGGGGCCUGCCCAUCGAGGACCAGAUCACGCUGAUCCAGUACUCCUGGAUGUGUCUGUCCUCCUUCUGCCUCAGCUGGCGCUCGUACAAACACACCAACGGACAGAUGCUCUACUUCGCCCCGGACCUCAUCUUUAACGAGGAGCGCAUGCAGCAGUCGGCCAUGUACCACCUGUGUCUGGGUAUGAGACAGGUGAGCCAGGAGUUUGUUCGACUGCAGCUCACCUACGACGAGUUCCUGUCCAUGAAGGUGCUGCUGCUCCUCAGCACAAUUCCCAAAGAGGGUCUGAAGAACCAGGCGGCGUUCGAAGAGAUGCGAGUCAAUUACAUCAAAGAGCUCCGGCGUUCCGUGGGGAAAGCGACCAACAACUCGGGCCAAACCUGGCAGCGCUUCUUCCAGCUCACCAAGCUGCUAGACGCCAUGCAUCAUCUGGUGGGGAACCUGUUGGACUUCUGCUUCUACACCUUCCGAGAGUCGCAGGCCUUGAAGGUGGAGUUCCCCGACAUGCUGGUGGAGAUCAUCAGCGACCAGAUCCCCAAGGUGGAGUCGGGCCUCACACACACCAUCUACUUCCACAAGAAGUGACGCGGGAACUCAAACCCAGGGACGCCAUCCGGGCGCCCCCCCCUCAGGACGCCGCCGGUCGGUCCUUGUCCGAGGCCAGAAGGGCGGGGGCGAAGGGUCGGAGCGACGAAAGCGUGUAAACGUAGCCCCGCCUCCCUCCCCGUGCGCCCCAAAGACGCCAUCUCGGAGACAAAGCCAUACCAGAAUGUGCGAGUGGUCCGCUGACACGCCACCUUUCCUUGCAAAUAUCAACAUGUAGCUGGCAGACACGCUCCACUACAAGGGCUAAUUCACGCUUUGUCAUCCACCUCUCCUUUAUGUGACACAUACACUCGGCUUUUCAACCAGCAGUCAUGGUACAGUUGCUGCUCGUCACAAAUGUUCAGUAGCAACAUUCACACAGUCAAAAGGCAGCCAUGUCAGGAGGUCGCCCACAGCCACAUUUGCCACAAAUGUUUUUUUUCCGACCCGGCUCCAAAUAGACCCCCCCCCCCCGGCGCUUAUUUGACUUUGUAGACACGAGACUCUGCAGCUCGGACGAUUUAGAGUUCGGAAUUGUUGUGGGGUUAUAAACAAUAUGUUCGGAGUUCAACGCGUUUAAAUUCUGGUUUUGAUAAAAAAUAAAAACAUGGCUGAUGAA
Messenger RNA from Entelurus aequoreus (snake pipefish), 1790 nucleotides. Its product is annotated as mineralocorticoid receptor-like. The record is from RefSeq and is a predicted model, not a curated record. Lineage: Eukaryota; Metazoa; Chordata; Actinopteri; Syngnathiformes; Syngnathidae. The coding region runs from base 230 to 1171 and encodes 313 amino acids. The transcript has 7 exons.